CUUUCUUCUCGCUAAGCUCGAUCCAACAUUUUUAAUGAAGAUUAUACCAAUUCAUGUAUUAGAAGAUAAUUACUCUUACAUUUUGAUUGAUGAAAAAACAAAGGAAGCAGCUGUUAUUGAUCCUGUUGAACCUAUCAAGAUUUUAAAUGUCAUCAGUCAAACAGGCGCAAAAUUGUCAAGCGUAUUCACAACACAUCAUCAUUGGGAUCACGCAGGUGGAAACAUUGAUCUUGUUGCUAAAAAACCCGGUUUGGCUGUCUACGGGGCUGAUGCUCGUAUUCCAGAAAUUAACUAUGUCUGCAAAGAUCAUGAAGAAUUCAAGCUAGGUUCUUUAGAUAUCACUCCUCUACAUACACCAUGUCAUACAAAGGGCCAUGUCUGUUAUUAUGUAUCUGACCCAAACACAGGUGAAAAGGCAGUCUUUACAGGCGAUACCUUGUUUGUCGGCGGUGUAGGCAAUUUUUUUGAAGGAGAUGCUAGAGAUAUGUACAGAAUAUUGUUUCACGUCAUCAUGAAGUUACCUGAUGAGACCUGGGUUUAUUGUGGGCAUGAAUAUACAAGAGCGAAUCUAAAGUUUGCCUUGAGUGUCGAACCUCAUAAUGAAGCGCUUGUUGCAAAAUGGAAUUGGAUUCAAGAUAAACUGAUUACGGUGCCAUCGACAAUAGGACAAGAGAAACUAUUUAACCCUUAUUUAAGAGUGAACGAACAAUCACUACAAGUUAUGGCUGGAAAAUCAGAUCCAGUAGAAGUACUACAUACAUUAAGAGAAAUGCAAAACAAUUUUCAUCAAUAAUAAAGCCU
Rhizopus microsporus ATCC 52813 is the source of this 801-nucleotide messenger RNA. Its product is annotated as hydroxyacylglutathione hydrolase. The record is from RefSeq and is a predicted model, not a curated record. NCBI's taxonomy places the organism in Eukaryota, Fungi, Mucoromycota, Mucoromycetes, Mucorales, Rhizopodaceae. The transcript is spliced from 4 exons. Bases 35 to 793 code for a protein of 252 amino acids. Gene Ontology annotation, molecular function: hydroxyacylglutathione hydrolase activity.